This is a messenger RNA of Hipposideros armiger (great roundleaf bat), 3460 nucleotides long. RefSeq names its product phosphoribosyl pyrophosphate synthetase 2 (gene PRPS2). Gene Ontology annotation, molecular function: ATP binding; magnesium ion binding; ribose phosphate diphosphokinase activity. Gene Ontology annotation, cellular component: ribose phosphate diphosphokinase complex; cytoplasm. The transcript is spliced from 7 exons. NCBI's taxonomy places the organism in Eukaryota, Metazoa, Chordata, Mammalia, Chiroptera, Hipposideridae. Gene Ontology annotation, biological process: 5-phosphoribose 1-diphosphate biosynthetic process; purine nucleotide biosynthetic process; ribonucleoside monophosphate biosynthetic process. The coding region runs from base 119 to 1075 and encodes 318 amino acids. The record is from RefSeq and is a predicted model, not a curated record.
CCGCGGCUCUACUGGCUCCGCUCUUCCCUCCGCCCGGCAGCUGAGCUUUCCCGCCCCGGCUGCAACCUCCGGUGCCACCGCCACUCUGUCUUCGCUGUGCACCCCUCGGAGCCCCAAGAUGCCCAACAUCGUGCUCUUCAGCGGCAGCUCGCACCAGGACCUGUCCCAGCGCGUGGCCGACCGGCUGGGCCUGGAGCUGGGCAAGGUGAUCACCAAGAAGUUCAGCAACCAGGAGACCAGUGUUGAGAUCGGUGAAAGCGUGAGAGGGGAAGAUGUCUACAUCAUCCAGAGUGGCUGUGGCGAGAUCAACGACAACCUGAUGGAGCUUCUCAUCAUGAUCAACGCCUGCAAGAUCGCGUCGUCGUCCAGGGUGACCGCGGUGAUCCCGUGCUUUCCGUACGCCCGACAAGAUAAAAAGGACAAGAGUCGUGCUCCAAUUUCUGCGAAACUUGUGGCCAAUAUGCUCUCGGUUGCUGGGGCAGACCACAUUAUCACCAUGGACCUGCAUGCCUCUCAGAUCCAGGGAUUCUUCGACAUCCCCGUGGAUAAUUUGUACGCGGAGCCUGCAGUCCUUCAGUGGAUCCGGGAGAACAUCCCUGAGUGGAGGAACUGUAUCAUCGUUUCCCCCGACGCGGGGGGCGCCAAAAGGGUCACGUCGAUUGCAGACAGGCUGAAUGUGGAAUUUGCCUUGAUUCACAAAGAAAGGAAGAAAGCGAAUGAAGUAGACCGGAUGGUUCUGGUGGGCGACGUGAAUGACCGCGUGGCUAUCCUGGUGGACGACAUGGCCGACACGUGUGGCACAAUCUGCCAUGCUGCAGACAAGCUGCUCUCGGCCGGAGCCACCAAAGUUUAUGCGAUCCUUACCCAUGGGAUCUUCUCUGGGCCAGCUAUUUCCAGAAUAAAUAAUGCCGCCUUUGAGGCCGUUGUUGUCACAAACACAAUUCCGCAGGAGGACAAAAUGAAUCACUGCUCCAAGAUCCAGGUUAUUGACAUUUCGAUGAUCUUGGCCGAGGCGAUCCGAAGGACCCACAACGGGGAGUCUGUGUCUUACCUGUUCAGCCACGUCCCGUUAUAAACCCAGGAUGGGAGUGUGGAGCAAGCCUGCUGGCUUCUGACUAGUGUGCAUUUAUCUGAUUUUUUUAGCUUUAGGACUCAGCAGUUAGAAUGCAAAAGCAUCAGAUCCUUGUAUACUCCAAGAUCCAUUCUUUCCCCCUUCUAUAGCUCAAGACCGUUUAGUUCCACUUUGCGGGGGGAGGGUGGCAGUUAUUUGAUCUGUGAACUGUCAUACAUGAGAAAUGUUUUUGUCAUCUUGACUUGUUCUGAUAGGUGACUGUUUCCUUUGUUCAGUACUUUGAGGCCACAACUUUCAAGUAUUUAAUUCCAUUGUGGAAAUUCAUAGUUUAUAUAUGUCAGGGUUGCCAAAGGUGACUUUAGAUAAAGCCUUCUAUAUAGAUAUAUAAUGAUAAUGCCUAUGGACAUUUGGGUAAAACCCUGUAUAGAAUGAGUCCUUUACUUCUAAGAAAACCUUAGAAAAUUUAUAAUAUCAUGAAUUUUUAUUAUUAUUAUUAUUGUUUUGAUUAUUGUGAUUCAUUUGGACCAAAUUUUAUAUAGUUUAAUAUGGCCACUGACAUAUUUUGGGGUAAAUAUUAGACAUAUCAGAGGCCAAAUAGUUCAGUAUUUUUUUAUUACCACUUCUGAAAAACAUAGCUAUCACCUACUUGAAAUGUCAUGUUCUAAAAUUCCAAAAUUAUGCUCAGCAAUAGAUCUGAUUUAGAAACCAUUUUGAGAGUCUCCACGCUCACUGUCACAUUCAUGCUCGCCUCUGUCCAUCCCAGAGGGACAGUUCUUUAGGCGCCUCUUGUCCUGUCUUCUUAUUUUAGGUCAUAUUUUUAGCUCUAGCUUUUAGAUUGCCUUUUUUCCAAUAAUUUUACGUUGUGGAUUUCCACCAAAACAAAACUCAAAGUCCCCUCCGCGUUCCUAAUCCGAUCAUAAUUUUGCUUUUGACAUAAAUAAAAAGGUGAAUUUUUGUGAGUGACACCAAAUGCAUAUUUAAACAUUUCAUUAGUUUUGAUUUAAUGUUCUUUGGCCUUUUGUAAUCAGAAGUAGCAAGCCUUCUGGGCACCUGAUUAUUUCAGCUAAAGCUAUUACAUGAAAAAUUUGAGUAAGAAAGGCCUAUGAAAAAAGUCCAAGUAAGUAAAUAUUAGUUCCUCCAUUAAAAAAUAUUCAAAUAGGGGCCCAAGUGCAAUCAUGGAGGGGAAGAUUGCUUUCUCCACAGGAUGGCCCUUGAUGACAUCCUCCUAGGUAAGGUGACCCCCUGACUCUGCAGCACAUUGGUAGCAACCAACUGACUUCUUUAGCCCUCAAAGAAGGGAGUUUGCCUGCACAGAAUAAUAAACUAUAGUCUCUUCUGCUGAAUCUUCAAACUUCAAGAGGAUAAAGCCUUUAAAUUCUGCAGGUGGAAACAUGAAAUCUAAGGCAUUAACAAAUACAGCAAUCUUGAAGGUUUCAAACUGCACUACAGCAGAGGUUGAAUCAAAGUUAAGUGAUUUUAGCCAUUGCAGAAACGAGCAUUUUGUUGUACCUUAAAGUGGGUUUUGAGAAAAAAAUGAUAUUACAGUCUGGUAAAGUCAGCUAUGCAAUACAGAUUGACUAUAUCUAGAAAGAGUUGGCUUGAAAUAAUUUAAAGAGCCUAUUCAGAUUCUGUGUAAUUUUAAUUUUUGAUAAAUGAAUGAUACCUGUAUUUCUUGGAAUUCUGUGCAUAGAGAAAUGAAAAUGUAGUUAUGAACACACAUAGGUAGACAGCUUGGCACACAAAGGCAGACAUGAUUAAAACCAGUUGAUUUAAAGUUAAUCAUUUCAUCUAAGACAGUAAACUAGAUAGCUAGUGUUAAAAUAAUGAUCUGAAGAUUUAAAAAGUUUUAAAAAUCUGUGUUGUCAUUCUCUGCAUUAAGAACUGAUUGUUCCUAACGUUAUUUAGCACCGCUUUUGUGUUUUAAAGUACUUAUAAUAUGUUUGUUAACUAAUUAGACUUGACUUAGCCAUACACACUGGCAGUGUAGACCUUAACCGUUGGAUGGUUUCAGUUCAGCAAAGAUGACGAAGGUGAGCUAAGAGCAGCCUCACCCCAGAGCUGGCACUCCCCUUUGCUGCUGGUGUGGAAACAUUGACGUGAAACCACCGAAUGCACGGGUCCUGUCCAGCUCUGCUGAAUGGAGGCCGACUUGGCGUAUAGGGAGCCAAAAAAAUGUGAAUUUACCAAAGUUGUUCAGGCUCCAACUUAACAUAUAUUAACCAACUUACAGAGAUUCAUAUUAGAACUGUCCUUUGUUUGAUAGGAAUUCAACUAGAUUCAGGACUAGAUCAUUUGCAGUGCUUGUAUUGGUUUAGAAUAUAAGAUUUUAAGAUUUUCCGACACUGUACUAAACAUUUCAAUAAAAUCAUGCUACUUCUUUCUUUCAUA